AUGAAGCGCAAUUGUCCGACAUGGGAACAAUCUGGCAAUAAGGAAGAACAAAAGAAGAAUGACAAGUACAUCCCAGCCAGAGUCUUCACCAUCACCCAAGAUAAAGCUGAGACAAGCCCAUCUGUCGUAAUAGGUCAGAUCCCUAUGGCCAAUACCAGAUGUAAAGUUUUAUUUGAUUCUGACCUGAAUGUAUUAGAUUUAUCUGAUUUUGAUGUAAUUCUGGGGUUGGAUUUUCUUUCCAAAUACGGAGCAUUUAUCAACUGCAAACGCAAGAAAGUGGUCUUUGCACCAGAAGGUGGAGAUCUGUUUGAGUUCGAAGGCAUAAGCAAGAAACCCAGAACUCCUAUCAUAUCAGCGAUGAAAUCCAGAGAAAUGUUGCAACACGGAUGUUUAGGGUAUCUCUUGAAUAUGGUCAAUGAAUCCGAAGAGACAGAAAAGAGACUUGAAGAGACAAGAGUUGUAGCUAAGUCCCUCGAUGUAUUUCCAGAAGAACUGCAAGGUUUACCAUCGCACAGGGAGAUAGAAUUUGUAAUCGAUUUGAUGCCCGAGACAACACCAGUAUCUCGAGCACCAUACAGAAUGGCACCAAUUGAAAUGAAAGAGCUCAAAACUUAA
Molecule: messenger RNA, 615 nt
Organism: Humulus lupulus (European hop)
Lineage: Eukaryota; Viridiplantae; Streptophyta; Magnoliopsida; Rosales; Cannabaceae
Exons: 2
Coding region: 1-615 (204 amino acids)
Source: RefSeq, a predicted model, not a curated record